Messenger RNA from Triticum turgidum subsp. durum (durum wheat), 441 nucleotides. The record is from the annotation of a GenBank genome assembly. Lineage: Eukaryota; Viridiplantae; Streptophyta; Magnoliopsida; Poales; Poaceae.
AUGGCCGCGGUUCGACACGCAAUGAGGAGGCUCGGCGGCUCCCUGCUCUGGCCAACGGCCACCUCACCGGCAGCGGCGGCGCCAAGGCGGCUCACGCACAGCGAAAGCUUGGCCUCGGAGCAAGCUCGUCACGAGGAGGUGCUGCGCAAGGUCCAGCAGAAGACGGACGAGCUGUACGAUGUGUUGUGCGAGGUGGAGCGGGACUUCUGCACGAGCAGCUGGCGCAACACGCGCAUGCUCCAGCACCUCUCCAUGAGGGUCACGCCGAGGCCGUGGGACUGGAGGUGGCGCAUCCGGCGCUUCAACAGAAGGUUUCACAAUGUGGCAGAGCUUGCCGGGUUUAUCUCGCUCUACUUCGGCUUGGAGGCGCUGAAACAAGAAGUCGAGGAAAAGGAAAAGCAUGCGGCCGAGGCAACGACGGCGUCCUGCCCGAUCGACUGA